Molecule: messenger RNA, 1170 nt
Organism: Antrostomus carolinensis (chuck-will's-widow)
Lineage: Eukaryota; Metazoa; Chordata; Aves; Caprimulgiformes; Caprimulgidae
Product: gastricsin-like
Biological process (GO): proteolysis
Molecular function (GO): aspartic-type endopeptidase activity
Source: RefSeq, a predicted model, not a curated record
AUCUCCUGCACCAUGAAGUGGAUUAUCCUGGCCCUGGUGUGCCUCCAGCUCUCGGAGGGGCUGGUGAGAAUCAAACUGAAGAAAGCCAAGUCUAUACGGGAAAAAAUGAGGGAGGCAGGAGUGCUGCAGGAAUUCCUGAAGAAAAUUAAAUAUGAUCCAGCCAAGAAAUACAACUUCAGUAACGACUAUGUUGUGAACGAGCCGAUAACCAACCACCUGGAUUCCUCCUACUUUGGGGAGAUCAGCAUUGGGACCCCUCCACAGAACUUCUUAGUGCUCUUUGACACCGGCUCUUCCAACCUGUGGGUACCCUCUGUCUACUGCCAGACGCAGGCGUGCUCCAACCAUGCGAAGUUCAACCCCAGUGCGUCCUCCACCUUCACCAACAACGGCCAGUCCUACACCCUGUCCUACGGCAGCGGCGCGCUGACAGUGGUGCUGGGCUAUGACACGCUGCAGAUCCAGAGCAUCGCGGUCACAAACCAGGAGUUUGGGCUCAGUGAGAAUGAACCAACCCAGCCUUUCUACUACGCCGAUUUUGAUGGGAUCAUGGGGAUGGCCUACCCCUCGCUGGCAGUGGGAGGGACGCCCACCGCACUGCAGGGCAUGUUGCAGCAGAACCAGCUCACCGAGCCUGUCUUCAGCUUCUACUUUUCUCGCCAACCCACCUACAACUACGGAGGAGAGCUCAUUCUUGGAGGAGUUGACAGUCAGUUCUACAAUGGGAACAUUGUGUGGGCACCAGUGACCCAGGAGCUCUACUGGCAGGUCGCAAUUGAUGAGUUUGCUAUCGGACAGUCACCUACAGGUUGGUGCAGCCAGGGCUGCCAGGCCAUCGUGGACACAGGGAUGACGGUGCCACAGAUGUACCUGAACAGCUUCCUUCAGGCCAUGGGUGCCCAGCAGACCAGCUAUGGUUACGCCGUUGAUUGCAAUGCGGUCCAGAGCAUGCCCACCAUCACCUUCGUCAUCAAUGGAGCUCAGCUCCCACUCAACCCCUCUGCCUACGUCACAAACAACAAUGGCUACUGCACUCUUGGGAUUGAGGUCACCUACCUGCCUUCCCAGAACGGGCAGCCGCUCUGGAUCUUGGGUGAUGUCUUCCUCAAGGAGUAUUACACCGUUUUUGACAUGGCCAACAACCGUAUUGGCUUCGCCACUUCAGCCUAG